This is a messenger RNA of Debaryomyces tyrocola, 705 nucleotides long. The record is from the annotation of a GenBank genome assembly. Lineage: Eukaryota; Fungi; Ascomycota; Pichiomycetes; Serinales; Debaryomycetaceae.
AUGAGUUCACUCAACACCUUAUUUCCCGGUCAACCACCAAAAUUCGAACCUCAUAUAACUAUAUCUUCCAACAUUGAUGUAGAUUUGGACCAUCCCGAUAAAACGAAAGCCGAUGUAUACAGAAUUUUAUCCGCAAGUUUAGUUGCGAUAGAUUCAUUACCAAAAAAUCAUUCCAAUUUGGUUACAUUAGGAAAGGUCGACAGUCAGAGAAAGUUUUUUAAGAAAUUGUAUUUCCAAGUUGCAAGAGAUCCAAAUUUAGUAUCCUUUGCCACGAUAAUUAGAGAAUUAUUUGUACAAUUACCAGCUGAUAUCGAACAAGAAAACAUGAAGAAAAAUCCACAUUUAUACACUACGGAUAGCCAUGGAAAUACCGUUAAGAAGAAGUCGAAACAAUCACAAGAUGGAAGGAUAGAAGAGAUAGAUAUGCCUAGGAUCCAGCGUGAAGCUCAAGAACAAGCAUCCUUGUGGAGUGUCACUGAAUUUGAUCCACAUCUUUCUUUAGUUUACAACGACCUACAUCCUAUCGACAGUGCAUUAUGGAGGACAAUAAAAACCAGAAUUCAGGACUAUUUGAAUAUAGAUAAUUGCGAUUCAGACGAUUUAACAGAUAACGGAUUAGGCUGGGACAAUGGAAUACUUAAAUUAAUCCUAUGCGAAGGUGAUGUUAACGAUUGGGUAGUUUUGGGUAGUGCCGACUUGCACUAA